This is a messenger RNA of Branchiostoma floridae (Florida lancelet), 3445 nucleotides long. RefSeq names its product mitofusin-2-like. Gene Ontology annotation, molecular function: GTPase activity; GTP binding. Bases 188 to 2527 code for a protein of 779 amino acids. The transcript is spliced from 21 exons. Lineage: Eukaryota; Metazoa; Chordata; Leptocardii; Amphioxiformes; Branchiostomatidae. Gene Ontology annotation, biological process: mitochondrial fusion; mitochondrion localization. The record is from RefSeq and is a predicted model, not a curated record. Gene Ontology annotation, cellular component: mitochondrial outer membrane.
GUCAUCUAGCGGAAUAAUUCAAAACUGCAGGGCGUGGCACGGACACAUCACCCCUGUUAGCAAAUGGAACAUCCCACUUCCAAGAUGGUGGCAGUCUAGGUGAACAAGAUCGACCGAACAACAAAUUUUAUUGUUUUAACAUCACAAAUCAGGAUCGGUUUCUCCAUCCUUGCGUCCUGGCCCUGCCAUGUCUGGAAGUCUGAUACGAUCAAUAUCCACAGUAGCCACACCCAUGCAUUCACUCGGAGCCGAGAAGAAGAAGAAAACCUCCGACAAAGAUCCCGGCUCCCCCCUCAAACACUUUGUCACUGCCAAGAAGAGAAUAAAUGGGAUAUUUGAGCAGAUUACGGGAUACAUCGACGAGAGCUCCGAUUUUCUGAAAGUCGCUGAGAACUUCCAAUCAAAUGCGAAGUGCGAUGGCUUGGAGAUCGUUAACGAGAACCACGUUAAUCAGGUGGAGCAGUACAAGGCCAAGGUCGCCGGGAUCGCGCAGGUCAUCUCACGGGACAAGAUGAAGGUCGCAUUCUUUGGCAGAACGAGUAACGGGAAGAGUACGGUCGUGAACGCCAUGUUACGGGAUAAGAUCCUACCCAGCGGGAUCGGACACACCACCAACUGUUUUAUCAACGUGGAGGGCAGCGAUGGGUACGAGGCGUACCUGCUCACACCUGACUCUGACGACAGGAAAACUGUACAGUCUGUCGGCCAGCUGGCCCAUGCGCUGUGUGGAGAGCGUCUUGAGGACAGCAGUAUCCUGGUGAAGGUGUUCUGGCCGAAGGGCAGGUGUGCACUGCUGAGGGACGAUGUGGUGCUGUUAGACAGCCCUGGUAUCGACGUGACCCCUGACCUGGACAGCUGGAUUGACGAACACUGUCUGGACGCCGACGUCUUCGUGUUGGUGGCAAACUCCGAGUCCACGCUCAUGAGAACGGAGAAGAACUUUUUCCACACGGUGAGCGAGCGUCUAUCCAAACCCAACAUCUUCAUCCUUAACAACCGCUGGGACGCUUCGGCCAGCGAACCUGAGUUCAUGGAGGCUGUAAAAAAGCAGCACCUGGAGCGAUGUGUAAGUUUCCUGGUGGAGGAGCUGGGAGUUGUAGACAGACUCCAGGCUGAGGACAGGGUGUUCUUUGUGUCGGCCAAGGAGGCACUGCAGUCUCGCCUGCAGAAACAACAGGGCAUGCCGGAGGAAGGUGGAGCCCUGGCAGAAGGCUUCCAAGCAAGACUGUUUGAGUUUGAAAACUUUGAAAGAAAAUUUGAGGAAACCAUCUCGCACUCGGCGGUGAUGACCAAGUUUGACCAGCAUGCCAAGCGAGGCAAGACGAUCUCCAGCGCUCUCAAGGAGGUGAUGGAAGAUGUCUUCGGCAGGUCAUCUCAGCAGAGAGCCAUCUGUAUCGAGCAGUGCAAGGAGCAGAGCGACCGUCUGGAGGUGACAGAAAAACAGCUGGACCUGAUGACCCAGGAGUGCAAGGACAGGAUCAGGGACAUGACGGAGGAUGUGGAGAAACAGGUCUCCAGCGCGAUGCGGGAGGAAAUCCGCCGGCUGUCGGUGCUGAUGGACGAGUUCAACACCCCGUUCCACCCCAACCCCAUGGUGCUGAAGGUGUACAAGAAGGAGCUGCACACGCACCUGGAGCAGGGGCUGGGGAGGAACCUGGCCACCAGGUGUAUGCCUAACCUCAGCCAGACACUGGAGCUGGUACAGACAGAAAUGACAGAGCGUAUGGAAGCGUUGCUCCCCCCCGAGGUGAGACAACAGUGCAUGGAGCAGUCCGGAGCGGUGCUGGUGCGCAGGGAGCCGUUCGAGGCCAACUUCCACCUGGAUAUCCACAACCUGUGCGCAGACUUCCAGGAGAACAUUGAGUUCCAGUUCUCGCUGGGCUGGCAGGCGCUUGUCCGGAGGUUCCUCGGGCCCAAGACGGCCAAACGGGCGCUCAUGGGAUACGAUGACACGGUGCCGCGACCUUUGCCCCCUGCGGAGGUCGGAGAGGUCGUACUGGCCCCCCACGUGCAGGACCUGAUGGCUCAGGACGCGGAGAUCAUGGCCAGGUUCAUCACCAACCUGGCCUCCAUCUACUCACGAUCGUCUGUGGGGGUCCUCGUCAUCACAGGGGUGAUCUGGAAGGCGGUUGGGUGGCGGCUGAUCGCGGUGACCGGAGGUUUGUACGCGCUGCUCUACCUGUACGAGCGUCUCACCUGGACCAACAAGGCCAAGGAGCGAACCUUCAAGAAACAGUUUGUGGACUACGCCUCCGACAAGCUGCAGCUGGUCGUCAGUUUUACCAGUCAGAACAUCAGCCACCAAGUGCAACAGGAGCUGUCCGGUAACUUUGCCCGGCUGUGUCGCCAGGUGGACGUCGCUAAGGAGGAACUCCAGCGGGAAAUCAGCCAGCUCAACACGGAGAUCGACCAGCUGGAGGAGGUGCAGCAGCGCGCCAAGCUGCUCAGGAACAAGGCAGGAUGGCUGGACAGUGAGCUGAACUCUUUUGUACAACAAUAUCUCCAUGGAGGCAACAUGAGUGGGUAGAGCAACAGUAGCCCUACCGAGCUUUCGUCAAUUGAAACUUGGGGGUGGGCUGCAUGCACACAAGUAAAGUCUAACCUGUAACAGUCUAAGGGGAAGGAAAUGCCUAGCUUUAUCAUGACCCUUUCAUAGGGUUCUUUCGGACACCGAUUCAGCUUGUUUUGAGCCGUUCAAUGAAUUGAAGUCAGCUUUUCAAGCUAUAGUGUGAUUUCUUUGAUGAACUGUUAUUGCAGAAAGACUGUAUCAACCAUAGAAGUGUCUAACUCGUAGCAUCUCAUGUACAUGUAAAUAUGAAUGUAACUUACUAGUUCCAAGGACAGUUACUAUCUAGCAGUCUUUUCUCGGCCUGAUCAGUGAAAAAGAUGAAUUUGCCGAAAAAUUUGCUUGAAAAAUUACUUAUAGCCAACUGAUUGUUGGUUUGAACCUUUGUUUUUUCAUGACAAGCUCAAAACUGCCUGCAUGCUACUUUUCAUUGAAGUCAUGGGGGAAGAUUUAAUGGUAGGUCAAAAUAUAACAAACAUGCAGAUUUUAUGAAUCUGUCAACAUGAAGUAUAUAAUUGUGUAGGAAUGGGCGGUAGUACUACAUCAACAGUGUUACCUAAGAUCAGUUACAUGUAACUUGCUCAUCAUUGGUCAUCCAGCAUUUGUAUUUUGAGAACUUGAGUCGAUUUUGUUUAGUCCAGAAAAGAUUCUGGUAGAGACCAGCAAGAAGCUACCAUAAACAUUGUUGCAAGGACUGACAGGCUUUAGGAUCGCAGUCAUGUACGUUUCUCAUGACAUAAAAAAUAUUAUUUCGCACAGACAUAGUUAAACAAGUGUAUUUGUGAGCCCUGUGCUCUCCUGCUCCAGGCAGUGUUCUGUACAUGUGAUUUGGAGAUGUUGUAAAAGUACAAUGAAUUUGGCCUUUCUGGUGCUGCUGAC